GAGAUUCACGAUGACGUCAGCAGCACCCGGAAGCCCAGUCAAAGCGAGAGCUCGGCGCCUCUUCCUGCUGUCGGCUCUGACGCGUGUUGAGUGUGUGGAGUGGGAAAUCCUGGACAAAACACGGGUGAAAUUCAGAGGAAGGGCUUUUCAAAAGGCUUUGCAGACAUGAACGGUGAAAACUUCACCCUGAGUGAGAAGCUGGUCUCGCCGUCCUACGUCAGACAGGCGUCGCAGGCCCGCCGCAGCCACGAGCUGCUCAUCAGACAGCUGCUGGAGCAGGGCAAAUGUCCAGAGGAGGGCUGGAGCGAGAGCACCAUCGAGCUCUUCCUGAACGAGCUGGCUGUGAUGGACAGCAAUAACUUCCUGGGAAACUGCGGCGUCGGAGAGAGGGAGGGCCGCGUGGCAUCCAGCCUUGUGGCUAGAAGACAUUACAGGUUGAUUCAUGGCAUAGGUCGCUCAGGUGACAUCGCUGCUGUUCAGCCCAAAGCAGCAGGAUCCAGCCUGCUUAACAAGCUGACUAACUCAGUUGUGUUGGACAUUUUAAAACUCUCAGGGGUGCGGAGUGUGGCCAGCUGCUUUGUAGUUCCCAUGGCAACAGGAAUGAGCUUGACUCUGUGCUUCCUGACCCUUCGUCACCGGCGGCCCCAGGCUCGCUUCAUCAUUUGGCCCCGCAUCGACCAGAAGUCCUGUUUCAAAGCCAUGAUCACUGCAGGCUUUGAACCCGUGGUGGUGGAGAACGUUCUGGAGGGUGACGAGCUGCGGACAGACCUGGAGGCAGUUGAGCGCAAGAUUGAGGAGCUUGGAGCGGAGAACAUCCUGUGUGUUCACUCAACUACAUCGUGCUUUGCCCCACGUGUCCCGGACAGGCUGGAGGAGCUGGCCACCGUGUGUGCCAAAUAUAACAUCCCCCACAUUGUUAACAACGCCUAUGGAGUCCAGUCUUCCAAGUGCAUGCACCUCAUACAGCAGGGAGCUCGUGUUGGAAGAAUCGAUGCGUUCGUGCAGAGCUUGGACAAGAACUUCAUGGUUCCAGUAGGUGGUGCCAUAAUAGCUGGUUUUGAUGAAUCCUUCAUACAGGAGAUAAGCAAAAUGUACCCAGGUCGAGCAUCAGCAUCACCCUCCCUUGAUGUUCUCAUUACCCUUCUCACCCUGGGAGCCAGUGGCUAUAAGAAACUCCUGUCAGAAAGAAAGGAGAUUUAUUCGUACCUGGCUCAGGAGCUGAAGAGCCUGGCAUCGGCACAUGGGGAGAAACUGCUUCACACCCCUCAUAACCCCAUUUCACUGGCCAUGUCUCUGGACGGUCUCCAGGCCGAGAGUGACAAGGCAGUGACUCAGCUGGGCUCCAUGUUGUUCACUCGGCAAGUGUCGGGAGCCAGGGUAAUACCUCUGGGCAAGGAGCAAACCAUAAGCGGGCACACAUUCCGCGGCUUUAUGUCCCAUUCGGAGGCGUACCCAUGCCCCUACCUCAACGCUGCCUCAGCAGUGGGCAUCACUCGAGAAGAUGUGACACAGUGCAUCAGGAGGCUUGACAAGUGCCUGAAGACGCUGAGGAAGGAGUGCAACGCGGCGAGAAGCAGUUCACCUUUGCCCCAGUCUUGCCAGGAGGACUCCACUGGAGAAUGAGUGAGCGACAAAAACAAAAAUAAUCUCAACAGGGGACGACAGCCACGAUUGCGCUGCUCACAUGCUUUAUAAAAAAGACACAUAGAAUUUGAGAUACUACCCAUACUGGAAUUCAAGGAUGCGCAGGUGCAGGUCACAUCGUUCAGCAACGACAGUAGAGAAAGCGAUACCUAUUUUGUUUCAAACUCUAACCUCUGGAGCCUGCAGGAGCCUGCCGACCUAGGGCUGGCAGCGUGUGACGCAUGGCACUUUUUAAUGGAUGUUUUCUGGUUUGUCAUUCCACACCUUUUCAUAUGAAAAUGCUGAGAUGUUCAUGAGAUAGCUUUUCACAUCCACAGCCAGGGAUUAAACUGCUAUUUGAAACGUCCUAAUUUCACUGAUUAAUGACCCCUGUCUGGUUGAAGAAGGGCUUAUCGGUGAAAUCAGUGGGUGUUGUGUUUGCUUGGAAUGAAACUCUGCAUUCCAGUGGCUCUCAGGGACACACUGGAGUAGAGGACUGAUCUGAAGUUCGACUGAAGCCUCUUAAAAGACUUGUCAUUCAAUGUUCUGUAUGGAUUUGAUCAAGAUGAUGAGUUCUGUUAUUAAUUUGGGACUAACACUUGACUAUGGCCCCAUUAAUAAAGUAUCUCUAUAAUUGAA
Myripristis murdjan (pinecone soldierfish) is the source of this 2262-nucleotide messenger RNA. RefSeq names its product Sep (O-phosphoserine) tRNA:Sec (selenocysteine) tRNA synthase (gene sepsecs). The record is from RefSeq and is a predicted model, not a curated record. NCBI's taxonomy places the organism in Eukaryota, Metazoa, Chordata, Actinopteri, Holocentriformes, Holocentridae. The coding region runs from base 166 to 1623 and encodes 485 amino acids. The transcript has 12 exons. Gene Ontology annotation, biological process: selenocysteine incorporation; conversion of seryl-tRNAsec to selenocys-tRNAsec. Gene Ontology annotation, molecular function: O-phosphoseryl-tRNA(Sec) selenium transferase activity; tRNA binding.